CACAGACUGAGUCAGAAGAAUGGGAAGACCGGCCAGGAGAGGUGCCGGCACGGCGAUGCUCCGCACCCUGAGCCUCCUCCUGGUCCUCCUGCUCCCAGCUCACAGCACCAGGUCACCCGACUGCGGCGGCAUCCUCACCCCCUCUGGGCUGAGAUACCUUGCUGAAGUUUCAAAGCCACACGCAGAGUCAGUCCUCAGGAAAGACCUCAUGGCCCCGCCAGCCCCGGACCCAUCUCCCACCUCCCCAAGCAGGAGCCGAAUUAUCUCCGUCAAAGUUGACAAGUUUUCCCUGAGCCUGAUCCCUGACACCGGGAUGCGGCUGAGCAUCGAGGUGGAUCUUGGCAUCGCAUCUGCCCCCUCAGCCACCAAGGAGAUGAGGCUGUCCAUCCUGGCUGACCUCCACGUGGAGAUGAACCCCGAAGGGAACCUGGAGCUGGUGACCUCUGACUGCAAACCCACCCUGGAGGAGGUGCAGAGCACCGAGGAGAUGGACAGCAAGUCCUCAGGAUCGGACGUGGACAAGCAGAUCAACGUUGAAAAAAUUUGCCUGGAAGUCUCCAAACUGCUGCUUUUCCCAAAUGAACGGCUGAUGUCUCUGGCAGCUCCAUUCCCCAUCACACCAAACUGCCAAGUCCAGUACCUGCCCCUGGCUGCCCCCAUGUACUCUGAACAGGGAAUCAUCAUCUCUUUGCAAACAACUUUCCAAGUGUCAGGGACAGUGAUCCCCCUGCCAGUCAGCCCUGUGCCUUUCAGCAUGCCUGGGCCAGCGAGCUCCAGCCCUUCCCACCUCAUCCUGGCCUUCUCCGAGCACUUCUACACCAGCUUAUUCUCUGCCUUGGAAGAGUCUGGAGCCCUCAACGUGAGUCUCCUGAGCUCGCUGACCACUGCCACCUUGGCUGAGAGGAUCACUCAGAUGGGCUCCCUCUUCCAAGAGGACCUACCAGUGGUGCUUCAAGCCGUGACCCGGAGCUCUCCUCACGUGGUGCUGGAGGAAGACAAAGCAAUCGUGGAGCUUUUCCUCACUGCCCAGAUCGGAACAGGAUCGCCCCUCUUCCAGAGCUUCCUGAGCGUGAACGUGGAUGUGACUGCCAGGCUCCACCUCAGCGUUGCCGACACGAGGAUGAUCAUCUCCGUGGCAGCCAUAGAGGAUAUCGAGCUCAGCCUGGCCACCUCUGAUGUGGGUCCUAUACUGGCUGCCUUGCUGGAGGAGCUGUUCCUGCCCACAAUCCGUGAGGAGGUGCCAGCCCAGAUAAACGCGGUCCUGAGGCAAGGUGUUUUCCUGCCCCACAUUGCCAGUUUCACUUACAGGGAUGUCAACGUCACAAUCCACAAGGAUUAUGUCUUGAUCCCCUGCAACCUCCAGCUGGAGGCAAGGACUGGAGAGAAAAGCACCUGGGAGUGA
Hirundo rustica (Barn swallow) is the source of this 1402-nucleotide messenger RNA. RefSeq names its product BPI fold containing family B member 2 (gene BPIFB2). The transcript is spliced from 16 exons. Gene Ontology annotation, molecular function: lipid binding. The record is from RefSeq and is a predicted model, not a curated record. NCBI's taxonomy places the organism in Eukaryota, Metazoa, Chordata, Aves, Passeriformes, Hirundinidae. The coding region runs from base 20 to 1402 and encodes 460 amino acids.